AUGGCUCAGCAGGAUCACACACGCCGAGUGUACCGCUAUGUCGGACGCCACGCAGCGUUUGCGCAAUUCAGCAUCGCUGUGCUCGGCAUUGCGUUGGCUGCUGCCGCGCUACACUUCAGAAAGAUAUGGGCGCUGUUCUCGAAGCCUGCUGAGCAGGCCGCCGAAAGCGUCGCAGAGGGUGAAGCCAAGGUUAUCCGCAUAGACUACGCAGCCAUCGCGGCAAGGUUCAGGGCGAUGGACUCCUCGGAGUGCUUUUUGCUCGUCUUGUUCGUAGUUGUGUGCCUGCUGGCAGUUGCCAUGCUGCUCAGCCUCUGGUACAUACCUGUGCGGCUCUUCCUGUUCUACGAGGCGUGCCCCUUCGUGGAGGGCUCUGACGAGUACCGCGAGUACGUGCUCAAGAAGGGAACGCAUGUCCACGUGAUCGGCAUGAAACCAUCAUCCGACUCCACCGAUGAACGGAGAGCUACUCCAAGCGUGAUAAUGCAGCUCAUGCGGUCGAAGUUGUACAGUUAUUACACCCACAGGCAUCGGAAAUAUGUGCUUAAUGAGCGUCGUUGCGAGUUCGAGGCUGUGGAGCACAUCGACUCUGUUGACGUCAAGGUUCUUGAGGCGUGGCGGGGCCUGUCUGCCAAGGACAAAGUCAGCACCAAGGUUUCGGGCAUCGAAAGGUCGCUUGUUGUUUGUGAAGACACCUUUGGCGACAACGAUUACCAGAUUCCGCCGUGUGACUUUUGGAAGAUGCUCUUCGACGCCUUCCUCAGCCCAUUCUUCCUCUUCCAGCUACUGGCGUCUGUACUGUGGAUUUUUGACAGCUACUGGUACUACUCAUGUCUGACGAUAUUUUCCAUCAUCACCAUCGAGGUGCAGAUGGUCAACAAGAACAUCCGAGAGUACGACCGCAUUAACUCCAUGCGCAUCCCGCCUGCUGACGUUGCAGUGUAUCGCGACGGCAAGUGGGCGACGAUAUCGAGCGCCCACCUAUACCCGGGUGAUAUAUUUUUGCUGACGCACGACGCGGCGGCCGAGUCAACAGUUGUACGUGCAGAUUGUCUUAUAUUGUCCGGAGAGGUUGUAGUCGACGAAUCUAUCCUUACCGGCGAAUCAGUGCCCCAGUUCAAGUCGGCUCUAGAUUUGCGAUUAGUGCGCACGAAGAAGGGUGCAUUGACGGAAGCAGAUAGUGAGAUGAGGCAGAGCACCGUUUUCGCUGGAACGUCCAUCAUGCUGUGUCGUGCGGACGGUCCAUCGUUCGCCGGCGUCAAAACCCCUAAGCAAGGCUGUGUAUGUGUAGUGCUGCGCACGGGGUUCGAGUCGUACCAGGGACGACUGGUCAAUGCUAUCAUCCGCUCUGGCGACCGUGUGACUGCAUCAACUACUGAGGGAUGGUGCUUCUUGGCUAUCCUGCUGACGUUUGCGCUCGUGUCCUGUGCGUUCGUCGUUAAGAGACUGCCCACAGCUACUGUCAAGAAGUUGGUUCUCACCACGCUGCACAUCAUAACUGCCGUCAUCCCACCCGAGUUCUCAGUCAUUCUGUCCUUGGCGGUCUCUCUGGCCAUUCUACAGCUCCACGGCAAGGGCAUGUACUGCACCGAGCCUUUCAGAGUGCCGUAUGCAGGAGACCUGGGUGUAUGCGCAUUUGACAAGACGGGCACUCUGACUGAAGACAAGAUGAAGGUGGUGGGUGUCGUAGUCGGUAACGACGUGGCCACCCUCCAAACGCAGCCUGGUCAACAGAACCAAUCAGCACCACUACCCAUUGCUUCCGCAUUGGUCGUCGGAGGGUGUCACUCACUGUCGCGCGUUUCUGGGAACAUAGUUGGAGACCCCAUGGAAAAGGCUGCAUUCGAGCAUUUCGGAUGGACAUUGAGUGCUGACAACAAAUCUGUCGAAGGUCUAAAUCCUUGGUUUUAUGAUGCUGGAAGGAAAUUGGCGCCAGCGAAGGUCAGUGUUCUACGCAGGUGGCAGUUUGUUUCUGAGCUCGGUAGGAUGUCUACAAUCGCAGUUAUAGGCGGUCGCACAACGUACUGGCAGAAACCUGCAGAAGGAGCUGAAUCAGCGUCUGCUGGUAGUAACAGAAGCCAAUCGGCGGCGCCAGAAUUUAAGCAUGGCCAGGGAUACUUGAGGCUGGAUAACAAUUACGAUGGUGACGUGAUGCUGUUGUGCAAAGGUGCUCCUGAACGCGUUCGCCCGCUGUUGCGCGAGGUUCCGGAGUAUUAUGACGAUCUCUACCAGCAACUCGCAAUAGGCGGAAUGCGCGUGCUCACACUUGCAUGCAGGAAGCUGCCCAUCACACCAACUCAGGUGCCAUCGGUAGUCCGCGAGGAGGUGGAGUCGGGCCUGGAGUUCGUUGGGUUCCUGGCUCUGGAGUCGCCCAUCAGGCCGUCGUCUGUGAUAUGUAUGCGACAAUUGGAUGGUCACAAGCUUAUCAUGAUCACUGGAGACAACGUGCUUACUGCGUGUCACGUCGCCGACGCCGUCGAAAUGGGAGACAGGACCCAUGUCGACCACAGUGCAGCUGUACGCAAGACCUGGGGCGAUUUCGCCAUCCUGGUACCAGAGGAAGGAGGUUUCUGCUGGAGGCUGCGUAAUGGUAAUCCUGUGCCACGGGUUGCAAAAUCGGGAGAUUUCGUAGAUCACAUGAACGAAAUCAAGCAAUCCAUGAGACUCUGCAUUACCGGUCCUGCUAUCGAUGCACUUGUCGACUAUGAGCGCCGUAGCGGCCGCAGGGUUCUGGCCGAAAACGUGCUCAACACCACCGUUUUCGCGAGGGUAUCCCCGCAGCAGAAGAAGUUUGUGGUCCGCACCUUUAAGCGUGCUGGCAUGAAGACUGCCAUGUGCGGCGACGGAACCAACGACAUGGCGGCUCUGAAAGUCGCUCACGUCGGCAUAUCGCUGCUGAAGAGCGCGUUCAAGAAGCCGAAUAAAGAGCUCACAAACAAGCUGGGAGACAUGAUUCGCAAGCAACCAUAUCAACUGCAACGAGAGGCUCUGGAGAAGCUUCAGCGAGAUCUUCAGGACGGCAUGCCGGAACUAAAGCUCGGAGAGGCGAGCAUAGCAUCACCUUUCACCUACCGCAAGAAUGACGUGCUCUGCGUGCCGCUGUUGGUCCGUAGCGGCAGGUGCGCUCUAACCACCGUCGUGUUGCUUCACAAGGUCAUGGGAGUGAACUCGCUCAUCACAUCGCUCGGCAUGUCGGUGCUCUCCAUGGACGGUGUAGGUCUCAGCGAGGCGCAAGCUACGGUCUCCUCGCUUAUGUAUACGUUCAUGCUUAUGGCGCUCUCAAAGUCGAAGCCCGCGCAGGAACACAGCUCCAAGCGUCCCGAAAAGUCCAUCUUUAAGCCGGCCAGCUUCACAAGCUUCGUGUUACAGUGCUGCCUCCACGUAUCGGUUAUUUUACAUCUGUGGGGAAUAGGGAAGUCACUGAGGGCACCGGACUACGUGCCCAAUCUUGACGCUCCAUUCGCGCCCAACAUUGUCAACACGGUGGUCUAUUACGGCUGCCUUUCGAUCAGCAUCGCAGGGUUCCUCUCCAACUACCGGGGCUACCCAUACAUGCAGCCGCUGUGGGAGAACAAGUUCUUGUCGAGACCAUUGGCUGCUGCAGCGCUGUUUGUGCUCGUGCUCGCCAGCGACAUAUUCAGGCCGCUCAACGAUUACCUCUCUCUGGUCGCGAUUCCGAACCACACGGUGCGCAUGCACGUGAUUGCGGUACUUGCAAUUGACAUCUUGGGAGCCGUGGGGAUAGAACGCCUCUGCCGUAGAUUACUAAGCCGCUCUUAG
This is a messenger RNA of Babesia ovata, 3777 nucleotides long. Its product is annotated as probable cation-transporting ATPase 13A1-like protein. Gene Ontology annotation, molecular function: nucleotide binding; P-type ion transporter activity. The coding region runs from base 1 to 3777 and encodes 1258 amino acids. The transcript has a single exon. NCBI's taxonomy places the organism in Eukaryota, Apicomplexa, Aconoidasida, Piroplasmida, Babesiidae. The record is from RefSeq and is a predicted model, not a curated record. Gene Ontology annotation, cellular component: endoplasmic reticulum membrane. Gene Ontology annotation, biological process: intracellular calcium ion homeostasis.